UAUUUGUUAUAAUUAUUUAUUUAUUAAACAUAAAGAAGUUCGAAUUACAUAAGCGACUUAGUACGUUUACAGUUAAAUUUGGCGGCUAACUCCAGUGCAGUGUUAAAUUGUCGCAUAAAUUUUGGAAUUAUUAGUGAACAUGUAAUACUUCUUAUCUCUUUAAAUUCCAAAUUUGAACAAUUUUUAUUGGUCGUUUAACAAUGAAAUCGAAAUCAAAUAAAAAAAAGCGAUACAAUACGAAGGCAGUGUUACCAAUAUUAAUGAAGAAAAUUCACUAACGCGUAAUUGUAAUAUAAAGACACAAGUGAUCACAAACAGAAUAAAUUUCUAUUAUUUGUAAAUAUGGUAAAAUAAAUAAAGAAAUAGGUUGGAUAUUUAAGCUGGACGUAUUGUGAGCGAUACACAUCAAACAAAAUGGACGAAUAUGAUAAGAAAUUUGCUGAGAUGCAAAAGUACAUUCCGUUUUUGGAAGCGAUGAUAGAGCGACUGCAAAACGUUAAGGACAAAUCGCGAGAAGUACAACUGCAGAAAAUGCAAAGUCUACAUGGGAUCCUAUCGAAUAGCAAGAGGAAGCUGAAGAUUGAGACGUUGCAGCGAUGUGAAGACGUUCUACAGAAGUUACACAACAAAGUAGAAAAGUUUCAGGGAAAUACGCCCGGAUUGCAUUUUCCGCACAAGAAAAGCGAAUCUAGUUCCGCACAAUGUUCAAAUACGCUUGAAGAUGUAAAGCCUCAUACAGAAGAUGUAAUGGAAGACCGAGAGAUCCACGAGACGCCAGCCAGUCCAACUCCUCCGGUUAGUCCGGACUCGGGUUCUCAAGUAGCGCCGAUAAUAAUUCCUACUGAACGCAGUCUAGAUUUCGAUGACAAAUCUGACAGCAAACCAGCCUCUCCCGACCCCAUAGAAACUUUACCAACCAAAGCUCCCAUCAUCAUACCUACAGAGAGGACGAGUAACGAUGUACCUUCCUCGCCACAGUGUUUGUCUAAAAACGGGGAUAAUGUGUCGUUCGUCGAAUGGGAUAUGCUCGAGGAGAACGAAAAUCACAUCUCGAGGAACAAAAAUUGGCAGACGAUUAUUACUUCUAGCCACGAUGGUGUUACUGUAACCAAAAUGGUUGAAAGUAAUCUGUCUCCAAAGGUGAACGAUGGCAGAUCUCACAUAUCGAUGCACCCGUCUCGACAAAUACAAACCGUGCCAGUCCCCUCUCUGGGCGGUUCCAGAAGAUUGUCGUCGGUGUUAGAAAAGAAUCGAAUGAUGGGAGCAAACAUGGAUCAGGUUUCGUCAGAAUCUAGCCCUGAAUCAGCUGUUAAUAUGCCUGAUGCACAGUUGAAGUCACCAGAUUUGGAGAUUUUGUUCCCAAAACUUUGUAAGAACACUCCACUUCGGUCAAAGGAAAUUUCAAGGCCUGGUUCCAAACCAUCAGCACCAUUGUUGCUCUCACCACCUCCCGUUUCUACAGAACCGCCAUUGUCCAUGGAAGAUCUGGCUGAGUUGUUGAACGAGGAAGAUGACAGCAAGAUGGAAAAGAAGGGUGAUGGAUUAAGAGAGGAUUCAGAUAAAUUCAAGAAGGAUAAACAGGAACUAGGUGGGAAUGUUAAGGAUCCAAAGGCAUCUAAAUCAUUUCUGCUAACACAAGAGGAUAUUGAUAGCGAGAGUGAGAGACGUUGGGAAGAGAUAGACAAGCAUAUAGUUAAGUUAACCAGUAGGAAAUGUCUACCCAGUGGCUCAAAAGUUGACCCUCUCAAGUCUGGUGAAAUUAAAGGAUCACCUCAAGGUAGUUUAGGUCAUGGUUCUAAUUCGUUUAUGACGACUACGUCUGUCGACAACAGAAAUGUACCAUCUUCACCUAGUUCCAAGACAGAGCCUCGUUUUGCGGAUAACUACGAGCGCCAUCCUCGCCAGUUGCGUGACAACCAGGGCCAUGAUAUAGACAAACCUAACGUGCACACCAUACACUGUCGAUCCGACGACGAUAUGUCCAAUCAGAUACAUCAUGGCGGUUCGGCCAAGCCGGAUGACAGAAACACUGUGUUGUAUCAGAGACGUCAGGGAAACAUUGCGUCUGAGAUUGUGCCACCUAGGAUAGACACCGAGUUCAGAAUGGAAGGACCCGAGUACUUCAAUAGACAAGUAACGAACCAAGGCCAUUGGCCUUCCAUGCACCCACCCGUAAAUACGAAUGAUUAUUGCAGCAACCAGUGGCCAUCGUCUUCCAAUUUUAGCGGUAUGCCUAGUUCUCCUGCUCAAACGUAUCCACAUCCAAUAAGUAUGCCACACCAAGAGAUGUGGAACGUAGGUGCCAAUAGAGAGUCCAUUCAUAUGGAUCCUCAUCAAAUGAACGAAGGCCAGAUAAGGCCUAACCAGUUCCCCCCAAACAUGAACACUGGUAUUAGACCUCUAAUGAGUCCCAAUACAAGAUCUCAGGAUAUGAAUCAUAUUCCACGAUCAGACGAUAUACCCAAUGUGGAUGUACCUAAUGUACCUACCUUACAGCCUUUAAUAUCACCUACGAGGUUCCCUGUUGGGUCACAGUACAGGAACUUUCAGGGAGAAAAUAGGUCUUAUGAGCCGCCUUUUGAUAGAGGAAUGGAAUAUCCUCACCAGAGGCAACCAUGGGAUUCUCCCAUUAACCGACCAAAUGAUGUACCAUAUAGACCAGAGAACGAAGUUCCUUGUGGUGUAAUGGGGCCUACAGAAGGUCCUUCAGGAUCGUAUCCGAGGCCCAGCACUCCCUGUCCUUGGAACAGAGACAGGGACCGCAAUGGUAGAGGGCGUAACACGUAUUACAAUGAAAGAAAUAGAGGAGAAUCUAGAAAUAAUUUCAAUCGUGACACUCGUAGGUCUGGUCCUAGAGACAAUCAUAGUGAGCGGGAUAACGGUAAUAGGUUCGGCAGGGACGCUAGAAACAUAUCUGACCGCGAUCCAAGAGUACGUAUGGAGCACAAUGUAAAUAAUCAAGGCUCCAACCAGUCGAGGGAUAAUAGUACCUCGGUGAGGGAUCCUCGGUUGGCUAAGGAUAAACAUUUCCCAUCUCACAAAGGUAAAGAUAGUAGUUUCAAUGAGAGGGAUCCCAGAAAACGUUCGACGGGAUCAGCGACUGCAACAUCAAUGUUCAGGAAGAUCAAGGAAAAACCCAAAUCUCCUCCAAAGCCAAUUGAUAGCCAUAAACGCGUGGACACGGAAAAUAGUACUAAACAUACACAAGAGAAAACAACUAAAGACAAGAUGCAGUCACCUUUGGAGAGUUUAUACGGAGUUAUCGACACAAAGGCAAAGUCUGCACAAGGCUAUUGUUUACAAAAUUUUAAGAUUCCUAAAAUAAAACGUAGCGAGUCAUCAGAGUCGCCCACGUCGAGUCACAUUUCUGAGGAAAUUAAAGAGUGUCCUUUGGAAAAACAGGAUAAAGCAAGUAAAGCUGUUAAAAAAGACAAGGAAGACGCAACUGUGGAAGUGAGCAGUAGCAGCGAUAAGAGUGUUUCCCCUGAAAAUUUAAAUGUAAUAAAAUUGGAAAGUAAUAUAGUCACUAAUAAAAAAGAGGAAUUGAAAGAAGAUAACAGUUUUAGGGAGACUCCUGUAGAAGAGAAUAGGAAUGUCAAUAUUUCUGAAUUAGAUUUUAUCAGUACUACCUCCACCAAAUCACCUGAUAAUAUUGAGAAAUCUAAGAAAGAGGAAAUAGAAGGAUCCAAGUCAAAAGGCGAAAUGACUCAGGAAUGGAUAGAAGCUCUAAUUAGAAAAUCGUUUGAAUUUGGUGAGGGAAAGAAAUUCGUCGAACACGCGAAAUUCAUGCAAAAGCUGGGAGAAGUAUUGCAGGCAAAGAAGUUGAAGAAGAUCAAAAGGAUCAUUGAAUCAGAAUCAGAGAGUAGCAGUUCGGAUAAAGAUGAUACUCCUGAGACGAAGAAAGUUCAGACGAGGAAGAAGCGACGAGUAAUUUUUUCGGAUAGUUCCGAUGAAGAGUCUCUUGCUGAAAGGCUUGGUAUUCUAGAAACGGCGGACAAAGAAUUGAUUAAAGAUACAUCAAUGGAUAACCAGGAAGAAAAGACAAAUACAAAUAUUGCGAAAGUAACUCCUAAUAUUGAAUCUUUAGAUCUUUUGAAAAAAGGAUCAGAUCCUAAAAAUGCUACCACUAAAGAAGAGAUUGCACGUGUAGAAACACAAAACGUUGCUGAAGAGAAGAAGGAGUCAAAUGAAGAUGAAAUAAAUAUAAACAAGGAGAAAAGUGUUCCAGAAACACCUAAAGAGAUCACCAAGGAUGAAUUGGCUGAAGAUAAAGAGGUUGUUUCAAAGGUACCAAAAGCCAAAGCAAAGAGGAGGAACUCCCUGGAGAUGUUGCAAGAAGAUAUUAGGGAAAUGUUCAUCAGUGAUGAUGUUGUGGCAGCAACUGGUUAUCGAUUAUGUAGAACGCAAAAAGAAAAUCAAAAUAAUGCAGGCACGAGUACUUCCAAUCAAAGUACUACGAGCAUAAAGAAGGACGAAUUGAAUAAAUGUGAUUUGGAUGUAGAUUCUGAUGUAGAAGACACUGUGGUUUCGUCCAAGCAAAAGAAAUCUAUAAAAUCACGUGUUUCUGAUGAAUUAAGUAAGUCUAAAGGUAAAUCAAAGAAAGAGGUGCAAAGAAUCACUAGACAACAUUCAAAACAAUAUAAUCAAAGUUCAGAUAGUGAAGAGGAUCAACCAUUGGCGCUGAGAACAGAGCUAAUUCAAAAUUCUAGUUCAUUGUCUAAUCAAGAAACAUCUAAUGAAGAUUCUGAGGUACUAAGGCGAAGCAAACGUAUUAAUAAGGAAACGAUAAAAGAACCACGAGUCGUAGUUGAGAAGACAAACAUUUCUAAAUUGGAAUGUUCUAAAGUGAUGUUCGAUAGCUCAUCUGAUGAGAGUUUUGGAAUAGAUGUGUCUGAACUGGCUGCAGCUGUGGACAUUUCAAUUCAUCCCGAUAAGCAGUCUGAAUCUGAGGCAGUAGAACAAACAGAGAAGAAGAAGAAUGUUCAAACAUCUUCUAAAAAGUCUACAAGGAAGAAAGGAAACGAACUGCUGAAUGAAAGUAAAGAUGAUGUUCAAUUUACUGAUGAAGAAAGUAUUACAUCUGAUAUUUCUAUGUCAAGUAGCAUAACUUCUAGCAAAAAGGCAGGCGUUAUUUCAACUACAAUGGAUACUAGUGGUAAUGAGAAGUUAUUGAGUAACAUUUUAGUGGGGUUAGCACCAGUAAAGAAUGAUGCAGAUAAGGACUCAUCAAUAGUGGACAAAGAAAGCGAUGCAGACGUCGAUGAUGAUGUUAGCGAUCAAUUACCGGCUGAAUCAAGCAUGAAGAAGUCUUCAGCGAAGAAGAAGAAAAAAAAGUGUAAUUGGCAGAUGGGUAUUUUGUCCAAAAAGAAAAGGAAGAAGACUCUUACAGCUUCAUCUUCCAAGGGCGACUGUGAGCUUAAUGCUAGCUCUGAAAUAGAUAUUUCUAACAAAGGAGAUACUAUUUUAGAAAAUACAACAAGCAGAGACAGUAGUUCACCCAAUAAUACAAAGCAAAAUAUUCCAAAGAAGUUUAAGAAUGAUGUUAAAGAUACUAAUUCUAGUGAGAUUCUUCAAGAUAAUUCAAAAGACAAGAAAGAAGAGGUAUCCAUAAUAACAUCUGACCCUACAGAGAAGAAAAAAUCUUCUUUAAGUAAAGUUUGUCCUAAUGAACAGUUAUUGGAAAAAGAUAACGAACAAACCAACCGUAACGUUGAAAAGACCGUCGUUAAGAAUAAAACUGAUCUAGAUAGAUCUUUUUCUGAGUUAGAUGUAAAAAAAUUAAUUGAUUAUGUUUGGACAGGACAAGAAAAGUACAAUUGUUUGCUCUGUGUGUUCACUGGUAAAAAUAUUGUUCACCAUUACAAAUUAAGCCAUCCUGGAAAGGAAAUUCUGAUUUCCAGAUUGAAACAGUCGGAUGCUCUAUUAGCUAUUCAAAAUGCGAAUGACAAUAAUGUAGAAAAUUCAUCAAUGGAACCUCUUACAGAGGAAAUCUGUAAAUUUCGUUGCAGGUUUUGCUUUUUGUUUAGUGAAGGAGCUGCCAAGGUUGCAAUGGAAGCAUUUUAUGAACAUUGUACUACUCACACAGGAGAAUACAGGUUUCGAUGCAAUAGUUGUCCUUAUCAAACUGUAGCUAAAUCCUCUAUGAGAACUCAUUAUUAUAAAGUAUGUCGCAAAUUCAAAGAUACUUUUGUUGAAGCCAUAACUGAAGAUGAAAUACCUGCUGAAAAUCGCAUUUAUGGUUAUUUAUGCUCAUGUUGUAAUUUCGUUCAAUUAAAGAAGUCCAAUGUGGAGGUACAUGUUAAUCUAUGGCAUAAGGACGAUUUGAAUGUUAAAAUUGUUAAGAUAAACAUGUCCUUAGAUGUAGUUGAAAAAGAAUUUGAUGAACAAGUUGAUGUACCAGAGAAAAAGAUAAAGCUAGAAAUAACCCAGACAAAUUCAAAGAAAGGAUCAGUAAAUGAAGUAGCAAAACUGAUUGAACAGAAUGACGAUGAUAUCACUGAAAUAGAAGCGAUAAAGAAGGAUAAAAUGUCUGAUGACGGGGAUAAGAAAAUAAAAGAUGUACCUGAAGUUAAACAUCAAGAAGAGAAUCAUUCUGAACCACGAGUUACUACUGAUGACGAAAACAAGAAAUCACCACAAAUGGAUAUGGAUUCCAAUUUACCAUCAGGAAAUCUGAAUGUAUUCGUUUGUCCACCAGAGUUGGAAAAAAAGGAAGUAGAAAUUCAGCUCGAGCGUAAAAAGAAAAUGCAAGAAAUUAUUCAAAAUAUUGGCAUUAAAUUACAAAGAGAUGCAUCUAAAAAAGGUUUGUCCAUUAUAGAUAAAUUGAAGGAUAAAAUGAAGACUGAUUUAACAGCAGCAAAUAACGAAACUGAUCCAAAUGUAGUAUCAAAUUCUUCAGAUAAAAGUCCAAUUAAUAUUAUGACUUCACCAACUUCAUCAAUGCCACCUGUCAAUCAAAGUAAUACCACUGAAUUACCUUGUAACUCUGAAAUUCUUUCACUGGUAGAUUCAGAGAAAAACCUAUCAUUGACUGAAGGAACUUCAAAUGAUAAACAACUUGAGGAUAGUACUUCACAAAAACAAUCAUUUGGCACAAAAUGUAAUUCAAAGUCUACAUCUGAAACAAAUCUAACAAAUUCAAUGGCCAAGGUUCCAUUGGCAAUAUUGGAUACAAAGAAGAAUGAAGAAAGCGACGCAGAAACUAGUGAUAAUGAAAAUAUGAGGCAUAGUGCUCCUAUUUAUGACUCUGAUUCUAGUAGCGAACAAUCAGAUAGUGAACUGCCUACUGAUGUUAAUAUGAUCUUGAAGGAAACUUCAAGUAUGAAUGCAUCUUGUAAAGAUCCAAUGUUUACCACUAUACAGAGACUUGCUGCUCAACUUCAAGCUACAAAACAAGAUGAAACUUCUUCUAAACCUGAAGACUCUAAAAGAGCGUUUCCUUUUGGGUCUAUUCCCAAACCACCAGAUGUCGUUCCUAUAUCUAGUAUUAAAAAAUUUGUCGGGAAAAAGGAAAGUAGAUUCCACGAAAUAUCGCAUAAUUCGCUUGACGAUAGUAAUCCACCUAAGAACUUGAUCCGUUUGAGACGUCUAAGUGGAGAUAUGUUGUCGGUACCCAUGCAGCUUUUAGACGUCCAAGAAAAUCUAUCUCUAAUAAAGAAUGAUGCGAGUCAAUCCAGUACUUCAGAUACAAUGGAUUCCAUGUUGAAAUCAGAUGUUGAAGAAGAGUGUUCAUUCUUGAAAAUCGAAAAUGUAGUUAGUCUUGCACCAAGAGCUGAUGGCGCCGAAAGUCCCAUUAUAAAUGAUAUAAGAAAAGCAGUUGAAACUGUCCCCAAAGAUAGUCCCAUAAAAAGCAAGGGGGUAUCUUUACUGAAAAAGUCUAAUUCACCUCUAAUUUUAAAGAGAUUUAAUGCUGUAUCUAUUACGCAGACAUUAACGAGGAAUAUACAGACAGUGCAAUCCGCACCAGAAACAGUAAAACUAAUUCCAGUGAAGAGUCUAUCCCCUUCUCCAGUUGUAACCACCACACAGCUUACCUCCAAUUUCAUUCCAAUUGCUCCAAAAUCAACAAUUAUUCAAAUAGAUAGUAAAUUGCCUUUAGUGACUUCGUCGCAAUCGUCGCAGAAUUUGAAUUACAAAAUCGUCAAACUUGUUCGAACGCCAGCUCUAAUAAAACCAAAAGAACCUUUAGCCACAGUCCCGGCAGCUAAAUUAAAAUCCGCGGAUGCAUACAAAGCGAUGUUGAAGGCUACUAAAUUGAUUCAUUUGUACAAGUGCAUGGCACGUGAUUGCCGCUUUAGCACUGAUGUAUUAUCUACAUAUCAUCAGCACUAUCUUCAACACGUAAAUCAAAACACAAUGAAGCCACCGCCAUUUGAUUAUCAGAAAUGCGCCUAUUGUUACAUGAUAUUGGAGGAUUGGAAUCAAAUGAAAACGCAUAUCGAUGAAAAACACGCGUAUUGCCGUUACCAGUGCAUGUACUGUUUUUAUAGAGCUAUUGUACCUUCUUACGUGCAAAUACAUCAGAUAAUGACUCAUCCUAGAAAUCGUGGUCUCCUACUUGGUAAUCCUAUAAAAGAGAUACCAUCAAAAGAAGAAAUUAAUCGACACGACACCAUAUAUCCUUACGUGUGCCAACAUGAUUGCGGGAAGUUCUUCUUUGUUCCUGAAUCUUUUAUAGCGCACUUGAAAAAUAAACAUGGAACGCUUCCUUCUGGCUAUAAGUGUCACGUGUGUCGUACUACUUGCAUGAAAAUCGAUCAAUUAAUGACGCAUUAUAGAAUGCAUGGGUUUUACAAGUUUCAAUGUCUGUAUUGUUUGAAUGGCUCGGACCAUUUGAGCGAACUGCAUAAUCAUUUGAGCACGUUUCAUUGCAAUCGAUUACCACAGGUUCUUGAACGAACUCUUCCUCUUCAGCCAAUACGAAACAAAGACGUGAUGGAGCAAUUAAUUAUAAGAACAUUGGAUGACGCUUUGAAAAUCACAGAAGAAGUGAUUGACCUGGAGAACGAAGGCGAGCACAAUAAAGAAGCUGAUACAGACAUUGUUAACACGUCUUCGUCUCACGCUACAGUUUUUCCUCAAGUAUCUAAUGAUGUAAAUUUGUUGAACAAGGACGAAAACGAGGCGUUAAAUAAAUCCUUUUCGAGGUUAUUUGGAAAUGCCACUAAUUCAAAUAACUCUCUCAGUCCUAAAACCUCACAACAUGAAAAAUCAUUAAAUGAGAGUUCCGACGAUAGUGCAGUGAGCAAGAUAUUCGAAAGUUGUUUAAUGAAUGAUUCAGACGUUUUGGCAACUCAGGUUUCGAAUGGAGAAUCCACAGACAAAAGUUUAUUAGAUAAACCUAAAAAGACCAAUAUUCUGGCUGACAAAAGCUCUGUAGAGCCAACAGAAACUUCCAAAGAAACUUUUGAUUGCAGCGACGAAUUUAUAAAUAUCAAUUUACUGGAUAACCCUGAUUUCCUGAAAAAAGUCAAUCAUUCUAUUAAUAUAUCUCACAUGAAUACUUCAUCUGCUACGGAAUGUAAAAUGGAAGAUAGCGACAUUGAAAUUGUAGAUAUCGACGAUACGGAAGUUAUUCCAGUAAAAAAUAUAAAAUCCGAAUCGAACAAAAAGGAUAACAUUGACGUAAGUGAGAUACAAAAUAUAACUCCAAAAAAGGAUAUAAAAGAACAAUCUUCCAGUGAUAUCGGAGAUUCAAUUGCAUCUUGCGAUGCUAAGGAAGAUUCCACCACGAAAACAGAUAAACCUUUAACUCUAGAUGAUAUUAAAGACACUGGUUUCUCAGGGACACAGUUAUACAAGUGCGGCUAUGAAACAUGCGAUUAUAGCUCACAAACUGCUCUUCAGUUAAAGACGCAUCUAAAAGAAUGUUCUUUGGGGAGCGAGAAUAAAAUCUUGACCUGUGCUCAUUGCAGUAAACAUUUCUUGAAAGUUGGAUUUUUAUUAGAGCAUAUAAAAUCACAUGGACUAAAACGAUUUGGUUGUUCAUUGUGCAAAAUGAGAUGUACAGUGGGUUAUCAAGCAAUGGCGCAUAUGAAGGUGAAACAUAAAUGUGCAUAUAGUAAAUUAGUUCCGGCUGAUCCAAAAAAUCCAUCCGUUGAUGGGUUGUUCAUCGUACAACCUAUUCGUUACAAUGGAGAUCGUAAAAGAAAGAAGCGUAAAAAUAAUACAAAGUCAAGUGAAAAAGGCGCUGAGAAGGCUACAACAGACACUGAGAAAUUCAGUUUCAGUCCUGAUGAAAUAGAUUCUUUACCGCUUCAAGCGAUCUACAACCGUGUAGUGCAAUGUGCAGUGUGUCCAUACACGACGAAAGUGCGUACAAACAUCAUCAGACACUUGCGAUUGCAUGCAAAAGACGAAAGCGUGCCAGAAAGUGGUCCCGUUAAUCCUGUGCCUUGCUUGGAUAAGAAGGAACGAAUGUUUGAUAAAAUGGUCAACUUAGCAAGUAGUUCUCAUCAAAAUGGUCGGAUGGGAGGGAAAUCUAAGGAGACUAACAAAAAUAACGAAGAUGAGUUCAUCCCGAAAUUUGUACCGGAGCAUAAGAGAUACGUGUGUGGUGUAGCUGAAUGCAAUUAUUUAACGGUCGAUGAGGCGAUGUUACGAUGUCAUUUAAAGGCUUUGCAUUCCGAGGAACAAUAUUUCCGGUGCCCUCAUUGUCCACAACCACCACCAGGUCAAGAAGGAUUAAAUAUAGCAAUUGAUAAAAUGACCGUUCAUCUAAAAAUGCACGAUACCAGACUUUAUAAAUGUUCUCACUGCAACCAUCAUCAUUAUCAUAGACACGUUGUGGAGAGACAUCUUUCUGACAAACAUCCCGAGAAAAGACCUUUUGUGAAAGUAAUUAGAGAGUUGGAAAACACAGAGAACAGUCAACAAUCCAUACAAGAAGAAGUCAAAGAGGAAGUACCAGAUCCGGAUGGAAAUCAUUGGAAAUGUAACUUUUGCGACUAUAAGUGUGUGUAUAAAGCGGAAAUGGCUAAUCAUACAUCUGUGACGCAUGAUGAGAAAAGUCAAUACAAAUGUAACUCGUGUUCCUUUAAAACAAAUGCGAAAAUCAUGUUAGAACAACAUAUUAAUAGCAAGCACCCUAAGGAUUUAAAUGUUGAUUAUAUUUUAAUGUAUCAACGAAUAAAAGGGGUGAAUAAGAAAAAUACAGAUAACAUAGAGCAGAUUGGACAAGAAGAACCUUUUGAUACUACUCCACUUUGGAGAAGAGACAUGCCUCGAAUUAGACACAUUCGCGGAAUCCUUCUUGAAGAAGAAGACGAAAUGUCCACUGAAUCUUCUUUAAAGUUAGGAAAACGAAAGAGUGACACAGACUUAGUCACUAAACCGGCUAAAAUAAAGUCGGGGAAAUCUAAUUCAUUAGAUGACACCAAGCAAACAAAAGAAAAAUCUAAGCGGUCAUUGUCUUGUGACAAAGUAUCGACAGAAGUGGAACCUGCGACUAGUACGUCGAAUACAACAGAAAAAGCUACGGAAACAAAAUCUAAAUCAAUUGAAGACAACGAUUUCAGUGAAUCGGAUAUCGGAAGAUUUGGUCCUUAUGGGAAAGCAGAUGGUAAUAUGUAUGUCUGUACUUUGUGUACGCAGUUUAAGACGAAAUAUAAGCAUGAUAUGAGGGAUCAUCUUUACAGAGAAUUGAAUUACGCAAGAUGGCACUGUAAGGAAUGUGGAUAUUUGUCUGUAAACCGUAAUGCCUUGUUAAAGCAUUUUAAUAAACACCAUAAUGGGGAACGUCAUAACCACGAACCAUUAUCUCCAGACGAUGAUAUCGAAGAAUGGGUUAGCACAUUAUUGAAGAGACAAACACUGAUGAUGAAAGGACUAUCAGCCAAGGAACAUGCAAAUGACGCAGAAUGUUCUGCAACUACAAGCAUAGCUGGAAAUAAUUCAAAACCAUCUUCUGCUAAAACUACCCAAAAUACCAUAAACAAAACCCCUAAAACUGGAAAUAAUGUUAGCAAGCCUGAUAACAAGCAAAGUAACAAAGAACAAACUCCAGAAAACACCAUAAAAGUGCAGGCUGAGGAUAAGAAAGAUGAUCCAGUUCCCAUUACCGAUGUAAGCACUGAGAGUGGAUCCCCAAAGAAGAAACCUGGGAAAAUUACUGAUAUAGAGAAAGACAAGCCAGAUGAAGAGGAAGAGAAGCCAUUCACCUGCAAACAUUGCAAUAUGACAUUCUUCGGACGGCGUGGCUUCAAACUGCAUGUACAAUUGAUACACUUAAAACGACUUGGAUUUAUCUGUCCUUACUGCGAUCGUAGCACGAACUCAGAGGGUUUAAUGCAAAAACAUAUUCGUUCUAAGCAUCCCGGUCGUCCCGAGAAAAUAGUUGAAAAUCCGGCAGCUGGUGGACCAGAAUUGCCGGAAGAAUUUUGGCGGCAGGAAUACGGAAUCGACUUUCCGAAGAAGAAAAGAAAACGAAAGACACAAAUAUGUGGAAGAGAAGUCACGGAAAAACCUGAUGAUUUCAAUAUUGAACCGCAAGAAAAGUGCAACUUGUGCAACUUUACCGCUAUGAAUACGACUGGCCUCAAAAUACACAUGAGGAUACAUACGACUAAACAUACAGUGAAAUGUUUUUAUUGUAGUUUCACUGCAGCGACAAAGUUGGAAAUCUGGGAACAUUUGGAUGUCAAUCAUCCGUUUUCGCCAUUUAAAGUCGAAGACAUAUCACCACCUGAAUCGUCUAGCGAAUCUACAGAGAUGGAGCUUGAUAAAAGGACUACUAUCACUGAGGAUUACAACAACGAUAUAGAGGAGGAACAGGUUUCUGACACGAGAGAGGAUGAAUCGAUUUACUAUUGCCAUUAUUGUCCCUUCCGUAGUAAGUAUUUGAGCAUGGUACAGAAUCAUUGGGACAUAAUGCAUAAUGAAUCAACAUCGCAGACCGAUGCUCUUAAAACGAAGUCGAAUCCGUUUAGAUAUAAAGAGAUAAGCGUUUCAGCAAAAUCGUUGGCAAAGGCUCAAUGCUCGAAAAUACAAGCGGAAAGUCCUUACGAAUUAUAUUUACAACAAUCGCAUAGUAAUGUGCAAGAGGUGGAGAGUUCUGGAUCGAAACAAGAGGGUUGGAUUUGCCAGUGGUGUAACGAGUUAUGUGACUCUGAGAUCAAAAUGAAGACACAUCACGGUAUGUUCCAUUCGCAUUUGCCAUUAAACUUCAGGAAAGAAGAACAGACUGAAAUGUCUCGAGGAUACGUUUGUCCUGAUUGUCCGUUCACCACAAUGUUUAUUAAUGUAAUGAAGAACCACGUGUCCAAACAUAUAAAUCUGUUUAAAUGUAAGUACUGUGACAAGUCUUUUAGCUGUCCUUCGGAAGUCUCCACGCACAACAGCGAAGAACAUUCUGAAAUGGAACUAAAAAUAGAAAGUAUUCCAAAUUAUGAGUCUUUGCUAGAGGAAAUGAUGAUUAAAGUGAAAUGGCAGAAGUUUGAGCCGAUUUCCAACAAAAACGAAGAUUCAGACCCGUUACGGUCGGAAUUACCGCGGAAAAACAAUGCAGUGGCAAAAAAAUCUACGACUAAAAGUGCAUUUCGUCAUAAUGCUAUACCAUAUAGAAUAAAGGCAGUAGCUAGAAAAUCGACUAAUCCACAUUCGAGAUAUCUUAUCAGUAACAGAAUACAAGACAAGCAGCAAGAGGCGAAAAGUAAACCGUUUUCCUAUUAUGGCACUCCCAAAAGUCCCGUUAAUUUAGCCAAGUUAAACACGUAUAUGGUAGUUGGGGGGCAUCGAAUGAAAGUAAAUUGUACCACUCUUGCGCAGUUAAUCAACAUCAAUCCGGAGAUAAUAUUAAAAGAUGUUAAGAGUGAUAUCAGAAACAUCCCAGCACUUAAAAAAUUGAAAUAACAAAUGGAAAUAUAGGAGGAAACGUAUCGUGUUCCACACUAUCGACACUGUUUAAUGUAAUGUAAUGAAUGGUAUAUAGAUAUUUAUUGCGUGACUAUUAUUGGUACCAUCAAUAGUAACCAAAGUAACUCAUGGUAUUAUACAUGCUUUUCUGUGACGUUAUACUUAAAAGAUACUAUAAUAAUGGAUGAAUUUUCAUAAAAUUCAUUGAUUUUCUCGUCGUAUUGUGAUGAGUAAUUGUAGAUAAUAUCCUUACAUUUGAUCGUUUCGUAGUUACAUAUUUUGUGCUUAUAUUCGUCAUUAGUGUAUAUUUAAAAAUUCUGAGAAAUAUGAAAAGAAUGAAUAUUUUUACUUCCUGCAAGAUUUCGUUGCUCUUUUAUAAGUUAUCUUAUUGCAAAAUUGGAAUUACAUAAAAAGAAAAGAUUUUUAUAUGUACAAGAAUUAUAUUUAAUUAUAUUCAAUGUAACAUAAAUUUGCCAUCUGGACUUUAUCGAUAUUGUACAUAGAUAUACUUUGCACAUAUAUUUCUAAGUAAACACAAUACAAAAAUUUGUGAAAUAGGGAGACAAAUCGUGCCAUGCUAUAAGCUGGUAAAAAUUAUUCUGAAAAUCAAAACGCAAAAUUUUAACAUGGAAACUGUAAAUAAAAAUGUAUUAGUAUUCAUCUAAUUGAUGAAUAUUAAAUUUAUUUAUUUUGGAAUAUGUAAAAUCUCUUAGUAUAGAUAUUUUGAUUUUUUACAAAUAAUGAUGUCGUAAUAAUGUUAUUUUUAAGUACUUACACUUAAUGUCGAGCCGUUCUGUCAUGUUUUAUUAACUCGAAACAUUUGUUAAACAAUUUUCAGGAAAUAUUACUCAUGCAUAUAUCAACUCAGGAAUAAUUAAAUAUGGUGAAAUUAAAUUUGGAUAAGGAUAAUUUUUAAAUGAUAUGAUAAGAAAUUAAUAAAGAUUUGACACGUAAGAUUUAACGUUUAUCGAUGCUGGAAAAUCGUUAUUGGUGGUAUUAAUAAUAAUAAUAGUAAUAAUAAUAAAGUAUUUACUUAUUAACUUAUUUUGAUAAAACUUAGGUCUUGCUUUAAAAAAGUAUCGGUAAAUAAGAAUUUUACGUGUUAAUAAAAUAUGUAAAGCUUUUGAUGCGCUGAAUUCUGUGCUCGAAUUUUAAAAUUAAUCAUUUAACAUCGAAUGUAAGAUGAAAAUACAAGACUGAGUGUCCUGUAAGUAGUUUAAUUUACAAGAAAAAUUGUAAAUAUCGUGAGAUUGUAAAUAUAGAACUACACAUAAAUAUUUUUGAUUUUUAUAAUAA
Messenger RNA from Bombus pascuorum, 15147 nucleotides. RefSeq lists its product as uncharacterized. The coding region runs from base 415 to 13848 and encodes 4477 amino acids. Gene Ontology annotation, cellular component: nucleus. Lineage: Eukaryota; Metazoa; Arthropoda; Insecta; Hymenoptera; Apidae. Gene Ontology annotation, biological process: regulation of gene expression. The record is from RefSeq and is a predicted model, not a curated record. The transcript is spliced from 17 exons.